Molecule: messenger RNA, 2291 nt
Organism: Acanthopagrus latus (yellowfin seabream)
Lineage: Eukaryota; Metazoa; Chordata; Actinopteri; Spariformes; Sparidae
Gene: cdk18
Product: cyclin dependent kinase 18
Exons: 16
Coding region: 369-1781 (470 amino acids)
Biological process (GO): protein phosphorylation
Cellular component (GO): cytoplasm; nucleus
Molecular function (GO): ATP binding; protein kinase activity
Source: RefSeq, a predicted model, not a curated record
CAGGCUGAUUAUAAAACACUCUGAGCAGCAGUUUCCUCCUCUUCAGAGCUGUCUCCACUGUAUCUCUGUCUCUUUAUUUAGCCUUUACUGUUAUCUGGCCAGUUAGUCAGCUCGCAGUGCUCUGUGUGGAGGACCGAGGGAGGGUGGAAGGGUGAGCUGUCAGAGGGACCCGUGGACAGGUCGCAUUUACCCAGCCUGCCAAGCUGUAUGUCAAUCACUGUUACAGGGCUGCUUGCAUCUUGUGGAUUUAUCUCUGUGUGAGUGACACCUGGGAAGGCGAGGGAGACCUGAGCAGAGAGGCCGGAGGCUGCGCUGUCCCUCCUGUGCGUGUGGAUGACCUGUGCUCCUCUAGUCUGCUCCUCAACACGAUGAACAAGAUGAAGAACUUCAAAAGGCGUUUCUCUCUUUCUGUUCCUCGCACCGAGACCAUCGAGGAGAAUGAGUUCACCGAACAGAUCAACCAGCUCAACAUACGGCACACGCAGGGCCUGACUCCAGACAUGCUGGGUCCUCCAUCUCAAGAUGCCAGUCCGGUGACACCUGAAGCAACAACACCGGGAGCUCAGUCUCCAUCCCACCUCCACUAUCACAGCAAGGCCCAGCACAGACGUUUCUCCAUGGAGGACGUCAGUAAGCGCAUGUCUCUGCCCAUGGACAUCCGUCUGCCUCCAGAGUUCCUCAAGAAACUGCAGCUGGAGAGUGACAACUCACCGCUCUGCAAACCUCUCAGCCGCAUGUCUCGACGGGCUUCGCUGUCUGACAUAGGUUUUGGGAAACUGGAGACAUACGUGAAGCUCGGCAAACUGGGUGAAGGGACGUACGCCACGGUGUUCAAAGGGCGAAGCAAGCUAACAGAGAACCUGGUGGCAUUAAAGGAGAUCCGACUGGAGCACGAGGAGGGAGCACCUUGCACUGCUAUCAGAGAAGUGUCUCUACUGAAGAACCUCAAACACGCCAACAUCGUCACGCUGCACGACAUCAUCCACACUGAACGCUGCCUCACUCUGGUGUUUGAGUAUCUUGACAGCGACCUUAAACAGUACCUGGACAACUGCGGGAAUCUCAUGAGCAUGCAUAAUGUUAAGAUCUUCAUGUUCCAGCUGCUGCGUGGUCUGUCUUACUGCCACAAGAGGAAAAUCCUCCACAGAGACCUAAAGCCUCAGAACCUGCUCAUCAACGACAAGGGCGAGCUCAAACUGGCUGACUUCGGUCUUGCGAGGGCCAAGUCCGUGCCCACUAAGACCUACUCCAAUGAGGUGGUAACUCUGUGGUAUCGGCCCCCUGACGUGCUGCUGGGCUCUACAGAAUACUCCACACCUAUCGACAUGUGGGGUGUGGGCUGCAUCUUGUAUGAGAUGGCAACAGGUCGUCCUAUGUUUCCUGGAGCCACAGUCAAGGAGGAGCUACACUUAAUUUUUAGGCUCAUGGGCACUCCAACAGAAGAGACUUGGCCUGGUAUCAGCAGUAAUGAGGAGUUUAGGUCUUACCUAUUUCCUCAGUACAGACCUCAAGCACUCAUUAACCAUGUUCCAAGGUUGGACACUGAAGGGAUUGACCUGCUGUCUGCUCUGCUGCUGUACAACACAAGGACCAGAAUCACCUCUGAAGCCGCUCUAAGACACCCCUACUUCCUGAGUCUGGGGGAUAACAUACACAACGUGGCAGACACUGCGUCAAUGUUUUCCCUCAGAGAGAUCCAGCUCCAGAAGGACCCAGGCCACCGCAGCUCAGUGUUUCAGCCUUUAGGUCGAGGAAAGAACCGAAGACAAAGCAUCUUCUAGAGGUCACAGGGGACCGGAAACAAAUACAAAAGAGGAGCUGCCUUUUCAGACAGCAGAACAAAGGCCAACACAGCUCAGUACAUUCACAAGCAUGCUUACCUACGUGCACACGUCUGCAUGUACAAACAAAAUCAUGUGCAUUCACUCAUUUCCAUGGCAGCUGACCGUGGACACACACACAGGGUUUCUGGAAAUAAAUUGUCCUGCACGUGAAAUGACUGAGCUGAGAUACACUGUCCCUCCACACACAUACAGUACAUAUUUGCACACAUUUGCACAAUCAGCAACAUGCUGCCAUUACUUAAUUGCACACACCAGAGUAUCCUGCUGACACACGCACACACACACACACACAACCCAAGAAAAUAUCAGCUGUAAGUAAAACUUCCCUGCUCUGCUCCUUCGUGGUGUACACAUGCAUGCAAGCUUGUGUAACUGCCUAUGAGGGCACACCCACUGCUUUGACCAUCCAAGAUGGCUACCACAUCUUGGACCAUCACACCAAAUCCA